Messenger RNA from Ectocarpus sp. CCAP 1310/34, 4389 nucleotides. The record is from the annotation of a GenBank genome assembly. Lineage: Eukaryota; Phaeophyceae; Ectocarpales; Ectocarpaceae.
UUUGCCACAGUUGGCUCACAACGCAGGCAAUCAACACGAGUAAGUCAGUGUGCGCUUCGUGCUCAAGGCCGACGGGUCCCAGCGCCACCGCGCAUCUAUCGGUCGUGUACCUGCGUAUCGAGCGUCCUAUCAGUUGAGGGAGUGCGGACAGAUUCUCCCAUCAAAAUAAUUUCUUUUUUCCCAGACGGUCCUUUCCAGAAGCCUGUGUCCGGGUCGCGCAUUGUCGUGUGCACACGGCGCGCAAGCGGAUGGACGUCGACAUCGAGAAGCUUCUCCAUGAGGAAAACGAGCUGAAGAGCCAACGUGAAAAUGCAUCGUAUUCGGUUGGUCUAGACGCCAAGGUGAAUAUGCUAAAGUAUCUUCAAGUCCAGACAGUACUUCAAUACGAAGCAGCGUACGACGCACUGUACUACGAGCUCAACAAGGAAGGAGGCCUUGAGUGUCUUCGCAACAUCGCCCCGGUAGACACGGGCGACCCUCUCCAGCCCAAGGUCUUGAACCUGCAAGACUACAGUAAUGCGGACGAUCGACUUGCAAAACAGCUUAGGUUCUAUCUUGCUGACGCUGAGCUUGCAAAGAAGCGUUUGGACGAGCUUGUGACGAAUGCGGCGGAAGGCUUGGAAACGUGCAAUGUCCACUGCGUGGUUGUCAAGUCUCUGGAAAGCACGCGACGGAAGGCCAGCCAGUUCUGUGGUGGUGACGUCCGAAAGGUUGCUGACAUGGCUAGGGUUACUGUGAUCUGUGACACACCGGAGGCCUUGAAGCAGGUGUUCUCCAAAAUCAUGGGAUUGCUCCAGCCGCAAGAUGUUCUGCGGGUCAAAAACGGCUUCGACUCCGACUGGACGCCUGGCGGUUAUCGGGACGUGAAAGUGAACCCCGUCGUGAACGAGCACCUUUGUGAGAUUCAGCUGCAGCUCCGCAACUUCUUUACAUUGAAAAGCGGCCAACACGCCGUAUACACGUGGGCGCGGGACCUCAACGUCGUCACGAAGAUGCAAGCUACAGAUCUGUUCAAGAAUGUAUCUCGCCUGGUUAUGGAGGAGAUGAUCCACCUGGCUCGGCAGAACUGGUGUGGAACUUGGCACUGGCUUCCGGAGAUACAGCUCGCUGCUGGACAGUACGAAGAGGCCGAGAAGGGCCUCAGACAGCUACUCUUGGAGGCCGAAGAAGCAUUGUCGCGUUUUGAGGACAGCAGUGACACGAAGGAAUCGAGACAGGCAUUGCUCACCUUACAAACAGCCAAGGGAACUCUCGGCUUUGUUCUACAGCAACAGGGCAAAUUUGCAGAGGCCGAGUCACUCUAUAAAAACUCCCUUGCCAUCCUCGAGGAGGUUCUAGGUGCUGAGCACCCCGAUGUGGCCACCACGCUCAGCUAUCGAGGGCUGUUGUUGAACCGCCAGGGCAAGCUCGCAGAGGCCGAGCCCCUAUAUGAUCGGUCACUGGCCAUACGAGAGAAGGUGCUGGGUCCGGAGCACCUCCAUGUGGGCGAGUCGCUCAACAAUCUGGCGGGGUUGUCAAAGCAGCAGGGUAAGUACGCUGUGGCCGAGCCGCGCUUUGAGCGAUGCCAGGGGAUAUUCGAGAAGUCUUUAGGUUCGGUGCACCCACAUGUGGGAACAGUCCUCAGCAACAGAGCUGAGCUGUUGCAGAAGAAGGGUAAGUACGAAAUCGCAGAUCCCCUCUACGUGCGAGCCCUGGAAAUUCUGGGUGCAACCGUGGGCGAAGAACACCCCGACUACGCUUCAGCGCUCAGCAACCGAGCGGGGUUGUUGUCCGAGCAGGAUCAUCCCAACGUUGCCGCGAUUCUCAACAACCGCGCGAGGUUGUUGGAGGCACCGGGCAAGUACGAGGAAGCUGAGCCACUCUAUGAGCGAUGCCAGGCGAUAGACGAGAAAGUUCUUGGCCCUGAACACCCGGAUUUGGCCACAACGCUCUGCAACCGAGCGCUCUGUUUGAAGGCGCAGGGGAAAUAUGCCGAGGCAGAGGCACUGUACAAGAGGUGUCAGGCGAUAGACGAGAAGGGCAAAUACGCGGAAGCUGAGUCGCUCUAUGAGCGGUCGCAGGUCAUUCAAGAGAAGGUGCUGGGUCCAGAGCAUCCUGAGUUGGCCCAGUCGCUCAACAACCGGGCGGCGUUGUGGCACAAGCAGGGGAAGUACGAGCAAGCCGACCUACUCUAUGUUCGAGCUAUUAACAUCUGGGAGACGGCAUUGGGCCCUGAUCACCGUCGAGUGGCUACUGGACUCAACAAUCGGGCGGGGUUGUUGCAGGAGCAGGGCAAGUACACGGAAGCUGGGCUUCUAUUUGCGCGGGCCACUGAGAUUUUCGAAAGGGCUUUAGGUCCUGAGCACCCAUUGGUGGCAACAGCGCUCAACAACCGGGCGGCGUUGUUGCACAAGCAGGGCAAGUACGACGAAGCUGAUCCGUUGUACCGGCGGGCCCUUGCGAUAGACGAGAAGGUGCUGGGUCCGGAUCACCCCGACGUGGCUAUAGGUCUCAACAAUCGGGCAGUGUUGUUGGAGAAGCAGGGCAUGUACAGCGAGGCGGAAGCGUUGUGUUCGAGGGCUAUCGCUAUCGGAGAGAAAGCCCUGGGUCCGAAACAUCCAGACCUUGCCGUGUGGCGCAACCACCUUGUGUUCUUGAAGAGUCAGGUCAACUCCAAAGAUCUAUCAGUGUGCGAUCAGAGCAGAAUACUGGUGGACCAAUUCGAUUGGACCACUGACGAAACGUACUUCGACGCAGAUGCCGGCGUUCGACUUGUCGUGCGUCCAGACUGUCUCAAAGAGGGGGAGGUGGCGGGACCCAUUUCUGUUGUCACGGACAAGAGGCACAUCGUGGAGAGGGGAGAUGGCUUGUUCCUAUUGUCAACUAUGAUCGAUUGCCAGCCCUCGGGCACAAUCUUUCAGGACCCUCAAAACCCGUUGGUUCUGGAUUUUGUAUUUGGAGAGGAAGAUGAAGACUCGCAAGGAACCGAUGACACCGACGAAGACACCGAAGAUGGGAAAGAAGACCUGGCCAUUCUUAGGGCUACAUAUAAGGCGAGGGUGUUCUGGCGCAUGGAAGAAGGCCAGCCUUGGGAGCUUCAUGAGGACGGCGCUUGGGAUUUCGACGAUCAGCUCAAGAAGUACUUCCUCCGGGUAAAAAUUCGACACUUCAGUGACGUCUGCCUCGGAACGGAACUCAGCCUUCACUCCAGUUGUGACAGCUGUGUAGUGUCACGCGGCCGCACGAAGAAGAGGCAGCUUGAGUUCGUGAAUGCCACAGAUAAAAAAAUUGUUUUUAAGGUGCUUCCGACGGGGUACUCAACGAGCGCGACCAAAUCGAUCAAUGCGGGUGUAGAGGUCCCGGGAAUAGUGGGAGUCACCGUAGGUUUAGACCGAGAGUCGGAAACUGUCAUCAUGUCGGCGGCGACGGCCCCCUCCACCUUUUCAGUCCCUUUUAAGAAGAAAGCUGGAACACCGAAAGCUGGAGAUGUGUGCCCCGCCCACACAUACAACAUCCCAAAAAAAAUGAGGGGCGAGGCAAGGGUGUACAUGUACACUUCCGACCGCCAGGAACCAUGGUUAAACGAAGUGCACCCAGAAAGGACACAAUUGGUCGUUCUUCCACCCAUGUUUUCUGGCGGGCCCACUCCAAGCGCCAUAGACGUCGUGGAUGCUCAAGCCCCGGCAUCUACCGAACCGUCGGAAGAUGGCGCAGAUGGUGCCAGUGUAGCUCAACCCACUCCAGAGAUAAAGGGGCGUAUCCUCGGGAGGUGAGGAAGGUGGCCGAAGUGCAGCCCAGCCUGCUCCAGAUAGAGAGAAAACGGGUUGGGGGUCCACGUAUGUGGUCACGUAAACAUUCUUGUCGAUCUUGUUGCGUAACUACUGAAGUGGCUGGUGCGAGUGGGGAUUCUUGGAUGCCGGCGGCUAGCCAUCGGUGUGAUAUAAUAGGCAAGCCGAGGAACGGGCUGUGAUAGCUAGGGGAGUGGGGACGCCGUAGCCAAUGCAUAUUGGGUCAAGAAAUUGAUGUCAUUGGCGUGAACGUGUAGAUACGUGGCCAACCUUUUGGGUUAAGAAUGAGGUUGUGUCCGCGGCCAUAGGUAAGCAUUUGAGCUUCAUGGUGCGUUCCACUCAAGUGGCCCCGCUGGAUGAAUCUACUGCGGGUGGUCCCUACGGGUUGUCCUGGUUCAGACGCUGUUUAUAGGGAGCGAACGGCAAGUAGCGGAAGCGGUUGUUGACCUAGCGCCAGGCGACCUUGCGUUCACGAACGUCAGCGAACAAUGGGGUGGAUCGGGGUUGUAUCUUGUUCGGUUUGUAGCUAGAGGCUACCAACAAAGAGCACAACCUGAACCGACUGCCGACCACUUCACCUGCAUUAGUACAUGACUUCGGCGCCCACUCCAACACCCAACGC